Molecule: messenger RNA, 493 nt
Organism: Neltuma alba
Lineage: Eukaryota; Viridiplantae; Streptophyta; Magnoliopsida; Fabales; Fabaceae
Exons: 2
Coding region: 1-399 (132 amino acids)
Source: RefSeq, a predicted model, not a curated record
AUGACUUCCAUGUCGCAGGGUCUUGUUUUAACCACUGCCAUGGUUCUAUCAUGCACUGUGCUUUAUCUUUCUUUCUCAAGUAAAAUCAUUUCCCCAUCGUCCUUUAUUUCUGGGAAUUCCGAUUCCCAGGACUCUAGCAAACAAAAUCUACGCUCUUGCUUGUGUUCAGAGGAAAAGAAAGUAGAGAGAAAGAAGGAGAAGAAGAAGAAGAAGAAAGUACAAUUUGCAGAUAAUGUGAAGGAAGCAAGUGAAGGGCCAGAGAACGAACAGAGGGAGCAAAUCAGAGCAUCAAGAAGUUGCAGAGAUGAAAUUGAAGAGAUCAUGGGAAUGCCAGCGAACCGAAUCGCUCUGUAUAAUGGGAUUUUGAGAGACCGAGUACGUAAGAUCGAAUGCUCUUAAUAACGGACGUAGGAAUAAGGAAUCUGAAACUUUGACGCUCUGUCUCCUCUGUUUUUUUCCUUCUUCGUUUCACCCGAAAAGAGGGAAGCCUGAC